Messenger RNA from Tachysurus fulvidraco (yellow catfish), 6145 nucleotides. RefSeq names its product inositol polyphosphate-4-phosphatase type I Ab (gene inpp4ab). Bases 261 to 3194 code for a protein of 977 amino acids. Gene Ontology annotation, molecular function: phosphatidylinositol-3,4-bisphosphate 4-phosphatase activity. Gene Ontology annotation, cellular component: cytoplasm. The record is from RefSeq and is a predicted model, not a curated record. The transcript has 24 exons. NCBI's taxonomy places the organism in Eukaryota, Metazoa, Chordata, Actinopteri, Siluriformes, Bagridae.
GCCUGUGUAUACGUCACACGGAAGGGAGGAGCGAGAUUAUGCUGCGGCGCAGGCGGCAGAGUCGUUUACACGGUGGAACAUGUUUUCAAGGAAAUAAACGGAGUGGGACGCAUUUUGGAUUCAAACAUGGACUGAUCAUAUGUCUGCGUUCACAUUUGACUGAGAAGUAAGCUGCCCCAAGACUGCCCUGAGGAGUGUGUGCUUGGAGGUGUGUGCCUCUUCACCACUACUUCUCCAGCUUGAACACACACCUUGGCACGAUGUCUGUAAAAGAUCGACAGCGUCCGUGGUCUGUGUACAGAGCUUCCACGAUGGACAUCUCCUCUGAGAUGCUUGGCCUGGCGCUGGCAGGAAACAGUCAGGACGCAGAUGAGCCCGUGUUGGAGUUCAGCCUCGCCUGCAGAGAGCUAACUACACCGUGUUUGGACCGUAAACCCAACAGCUUUGUGACUGUGAGCUGUACAACUCCACCUCAAGCCUUCUGGACCAAGCAUGCACAGACUGAGAUUAUCGAGGGCACAAUGAAUCCCAGCUUCUUAAGCAGUGUGGCCUUCUUCCAGGAGUCCUUCAUUAAUCAGCAGACGCAGAUCAAACUUUCUGUGUAUGAUGUGAAGGACCGCUCACAGGGCACGAUGUAUUUAUUAGGCUCAGCGAUGUUCACAGUGAAAGAACUACUGCAGGACAAGAACUACACUCUUCUCCUACCUCUCAGUUCAGCGGAGAAUGUGCGUGUGGGUGAUAUCACAGUUAUAGCCUGGCAGCUGGAGGAGAAAAGGGAGCAGCGGCUACCAUUAACCCAUCUACCAGACACCAUUAAUGGCAGGACGGUCCUUUCUGUCGAUGAGAGUCUGACAGAAUCGAUAGGAAUCCGAGCCAAAUAUGCCUCUUUAAGUAAAGACACCUUCCUAAGAUCAGCGUUUGGGGGAACCAUGUCUCGUAUGUACCGCCUCCCAACAACUGACGGGAAUCACUUACGCAUUCUGGAGCAGAUGGCAGAGAGUGUACUGUCUCUUAACGUCCCACGACAGUUUGUCAAACUACUGCUGGAAGAGGACUCUGCCAGAGUAUAUGAGCUGGAAGAGUUGGGGGAAUUAUCUCCAUGUUGGGAGAACCUCCGGCGUCAGAUCGUAACACAGUACCAGAGCGUUAUUCUUACCUAUCAGGAGAUGCUGAAACACCUACAAGACUACAGGGGCCCCUCAUUCAAAGCAAGCAACCUCAAAGCUGACAGGAAGUUGGAGUUCAUGUCCACUAACCUCCAUAUGCAAAGGAUGAGAGUGCAGGACGACUCUGGGUUUGAUCACACAUACGAUGUGGUGACGAUCGGUGCUCCAGCAGCUCACUGUCAGGGCUUUAAGAACAGCGGCCUGCGUAAACUCAUCCAGAAAUUUGAAGAGGCCAAGAAACACAUUUAUGAGGAGGAAUGCAGCUCUCUGAGCAGCUCCCAGUCCAUCAUGUACAUCCCUCAGGACAUCGUCCAUGCCAAAGAGAUCAUCUCACACAUCAAUACCCUGAAGACUCAGGUCAGCUACUAUGCCGAGCGGCUCUCCCGUGCUGCCAAGGAGCGCUCCACCAAUGGUUUGGAGAGAACACUCACAAUACUGGCAGACAAGACACGGCAGCUUGUGACAGUGUGUGACUGUAAGCUACUGGCAUCAGCUGUGCAAGCUUUAAACGCCGCCAGGCCAGAGUACAUCGCCUCCAAGAGCUCACCAUCAGCUGAUUCAGAGCAUGUGGUGCUACGCAAUGACCAAGACACACUGCUAGCCAAGUGGAGCAACAACCGCUCAUCCCUACACGUCGACUGGCAUGAAGAGGAAUGGGAGAAGGUGUGGGUGAAUGUGGAUAAGAGUCUGGAGUGCAUCAUCCAGCGGGUGGAUAAACUGUUGCAGAACGAACGUUUACGUAGCAGCAGCAGCAGCGAGGACAUGUUCCAGGCCGACCAACAGAGCGCUGUUCCUAAGAAAGGUAACGAGAGGUGUCACGCGUUCUGGAUCAACCCAGUGUGCACGAAUGAGUGUGGGUCAACAGCUUCACAGGACCAGCCAUCUUCAUCUUCUUCACUGCCUUCACCAUCCGCAUCACCACUGCCUGAUAUGAACCCUGCAUGUUCCCUUAAUACAGAAACUCAAGCCUAUACCAGUAGCAGCAAAGAGGAGAGUUACCCAGGUGAGUGGAGUGAGGCUCUGUAUCCCCUGCUAACGACGUUAACGGAGUGCGUGGCGAUGAUGAGCGACAAGGCAAAAAAUUCAAUGGUGUUCCUGCUGAUGCAAGACCGAGCGCCGACCAUCGCCAUGGACCUCAGUGUGCAGUACCGCCGAGACGUGGUCUUCUGCCAGACACUUACAGCGCUUAUUUGUGGCUUUAUUAUUAAACUGAGGAAUUGUCUCCGUAACGAUGGCUUCUUGAGGCAGCUAUACACCAUCGGACUGCUCGCUCAGUUUGAAAGUCUACUGAGUACCUACGGAGAGGAGCUAUCCAUGCUGGAGGACAUGAGUGUGGGUGUCAUGGACUUGAGGAAUGUAACGUUUAAGGUGACCCAGGCUGUGUCAACGUCGUCUCCAGACAUGCUGCCUGUGAUCACGGGGAACCGCGAUGGCUUUAACGUGCGCAUUCCACUGCCAGGGUCAAUGUUCGACGCACUUCCUCGGGAAAUUCAGAACGGCAUGCUGCUGCGCGUACAGCCUGUUCACUUUAAUGUCGGCAUCAACGAGCAGCAAACGCUUGCUGAGAAGUUUGGGGACACAUCCUUGCAGGAGAUCAUUAAUUCUGAGAGUCUGGGUCGUCUGAAUUCCUACUAUGAACAGUUCAAGGAGGUGUUACCAGAUGACUGUCUUCCUCGUUCCCGUAGUCAGACGUGUCUUCCCGAGCUCUUGCGCUUCCUUGGUCAAAAUGUUCAUGCCAGGAAAAACAAGAACGUUGACAUUCUCUGGCAGGCUGCAGAGAUCUGCCGGCGGCUAAACGGUGUACGUUUUACAAGCUGUAAGAGUGCAAAGGACCGCACUGCCAUGUCUGUCACGCUGGAGCAGUGUCUAAUCCUGCAGCACGAGCAUGGCAUGGCACCUCAGGUCUUCACUCAGGCACUCGACUGCAUGCGGAGUCCAGUGACAAGCAUUAUCUCCACCAGCCAUCUCGUCUUGCUUCCCCAUCCCUUAUCGAUCCACUCUCCUGCACUGUGCUUGCUGAACAGAUAAGAAGCAGAAGCUGAGCCAAUGAAUAAACUAAAAGAAAUCACUGCAGGGGGAAAGAACAAAAAUUUUAAAAAGGCAUUUUAAUGGAGCAUGUAUAGAUGGAAUGGCUUCAUCUCAAAUCAUCUGCCCUACCCCUUAUCCCCUUCUUGGAUCCUCUCUGAAGUGUAAGUCGGGCUCAGCGGGAUUGUAAAGUGUCGUGGAUUUCAGAGAGAGGAGACAAGAAAAGGGAUGGUUUUGUUCCUCGAGUCAUGUAGGCUGCCUUGUUCACCUGGUGAACUGCUAUUGCAUAAAGUGGCUUUGCAACAAAGAGCAAAGUUGUGUGUGAGUGUGUUUUGCCCAAGCGCAUGGGAAAACACAUUCUCCACACACUUCCCGCUACUCCUUCAUGGGUCUAAACCUAUGUCUGUGUGGCUCUGGAGCUGCACUUUAUUUUUGGUUAUCAGGUCAUGUUACACUGUACCACAGUGGAUAAAAAGAGGGAUGUUGUGUAUGUUUUUUUUUUGGUUUGUUUGUUUGUUUGUUUUUUUGGCUGCAUUAGCAAAGUAGAUCUGUUGCAUGCUCUAGCUUGCACAACCCUGAAGUUUUGUAAAUAACCUACAGGAAAUGUUGUCUACUGAUUGGGCCUUUCAUUGUACACUCUCAGGAAUAAAGGUAUCUGUGUACUUUUCAUUGCUGCUGGCAUGGUACGGUUAUGAAGACAUCUUGUUACAGGCUUUAAAAUUGGCUUUAAAGCUUUAAUGAUGCAUAUUUAAAACCAAAAUCAGAGACCUGUGGUAUAUAUAGAAUAUAACACAUUCCAAAUCCUUGCUUUUAUACAAAUAUAGUGUAUUUCAGGGGGCACUUUGCUUGAACUUUGUAAUGCAUCACACCUCCACCUGGCAUGCAUUCCUUUUGUAUAACAUUACAUUAUUUUUAUUUAUUAUGUUAUUAAUUCCUAAUUAAAUUCCCCAUACAGUAUACUCGCUAAGCUACUUUCAACUGUAUUUUGAUUAGGUUUGUUUAGAUUUCCUGUGCCACAUCUCGAACUGUGUCUGCUUGUUGUUGUAUAAGUCCAAUAAGCACAUCAAAACAAUGCCACCGUCUCUGGGGAAAAUAAAGCUUAUUGAAUUGACUUAAUUCUUAGUAUCAGGAAAGGUAUCUAAAAAAAAAAAACCUGUACCAAAUCAAAUAUGCGGACCAUGUGAUCUGCUGUGGUGACCCCAAACACGGAGCAGCCAAAAGAAGAAGAACUUAUGUACAUGGGUUCCAAUUGAAUGUAAUUCUAGUUCUAGUUCCUGUCCGCUCCAACAUUCUUGUGAAAUUUCACAAUGUACCUGGUUCACGUUUAUUAUAUAGACGUUUAUUUAAAUUACGUGCAAGUCUAAGUUUAUUGAAAUUGUGCUCUGUUGAGAUGUGUAAUAUAUUUUACAUAAACCAAACAUCUUACAUGUGAUUGACUGCAUAUUCCUUAUUUCCAGUAUAGCUAAGAUUUCAUGGGAACUUUGAGGUCAAAAAUUAUAUACCCUAAAUUCUGUUUUAAAGGGUUUAAAUUUACAUACUAAAUGUAUUAAAGCUGUGCUCUUGAUGUACCAUUUCAGCAUGAAGGAAAAGUGCAGCUUGGUAGUGUUCUGUCUGAGAAUGUACACAUGGAUGAGGCAGAACUUUCUUCUUAAUUUAUUCUUCUUCGCUUUCUCUUUUCCUCUCCAUUUUGUUUCUCAUCAUCGUCUGUUUUUUGUUGUUUUUGGGUUUUUUUUCGUUUUGUUGUUUUGUUUUGUCAUGUGCCGUUGUUUCUGGUCUUGUUUAUUGUGUUUUAUCUCUCUAUACUUUACAAUCUUCUUUUAAUUUCUGAUUUCUUUAAUUCUUAUUUGUCUUUGAUCUUUAUCGUUGUCCUUCCUGCUGCGGUAAUUUCAUUCCAAACCCUCUUGUGACACUUUUGCGAACAUGGCCCUCUCCUCAUCCUCCUUCCGCCCCUCUGCCCCACCCACUGGCUGCAGCAUUGGUACUCGAGAGGGUGUGACGCAGAAGAACCUGAGCGGUGUGUUACCCGUGCGGGAAUUGAGACUAGAGCCUAAUCUGCUGUACUCUCUGCCUCUGCUCGCUCUCAGCCCCAACCUGCUCAUCGUCUGGCUCUUCCUCAGCGUCACCUACCUGCUGGCCAAACUCCGCUGCAGCUGAGCCACUACACCCCCAUAACUUUCCUUCUUCUUUCUUUUUACCUCUCUCUCUAAGCUCUUUAUUUUUUCUGUGUUUAUUUUUUCUUCUGUUAUUUAGUUCUGAUACUGAGGUUUAUAUUUCUCACCUUUAAUAUCUGGCUUGACGUUUUCUUUCUUUCUUUUUCUUUCUUUCUUUCUUUCUUUCUUUCUUUCUUUCUUUCUUUCUUUCUUUCUUUCUUAGCUUUCAUUAAAAGCUUAUUAUUAUUAUUAUUAUUAUUAUUAUUAAUUUAUUUCUUUUUUAUUUAAUUUCUUCACUUCCUUCUUUGUUCCUUUUUUUUUUUUCAAAUAUUAUUUGAAUAUUGCUUUCCAAACAUUCUUGUCUUUUCUCUGAUCUUUUGAGGAGGCAGACAACCCCAGGUUCAGUGGCUACACAUGUGUUUAAAAGUGUUUCUGCCUUACUUCCUUACUUCACUAAAUACCUGGGGUUUCAAUCCCAAGAUUUAUAACAUACUGUAUAUACAUAUGUGUAUAUAGAUAUAAGACUUUAUUAAGUAUAAGAUAAUCGCACAAAGUGUAAGAAUUUAUGUUUUGUUUGUUUUUUUGCACAUGCUACAGAUAUGCUGGUUUUAAAGACCGUAUACCAUAGGGACCCGGUUUCUUAACUAGGAUCAUAUUUCCUCAGUGAUUUGUGGUUGAAUUUUGACGUCUUCCAUGUGUUUGUAUUUAAAAUGCUGAGCUGUCGGCUUGGCCAGAGCUUCAUCUGAUAUAUAUAUACAGAGCCAGUGCACUUUUACAACGUUUUAGGGGCAGGUGAACCUGAUU